UAUGGUAAUAAGAAGCUUUGUCUAAAAGUCUUAAUGGUUGUGGGGGAAGAACAAAGGAGAUGGAGAAAGACGAGUUUGUGCUUCUUCUUGAACUGAAGAGUUAUAGCUGCUAUAGUAGCUGGAAGUGAAAGAAAUUAGAUUUUGUACGGAAGACAAAAUUAGGGUUUUUAUUUUAUUUUUACCAAUUUCAAAAGUUAGCAGUACCUUUUUGUAUCUUGAAUAUUCUCGACGAUGAAGCUGUCAACAUCUGGAUUGGUUCAACAAAGUCAUGAAGGAGAGAAAUGUCUGAACUCUGAGCUAUGGCAUGCUUGUGCUGGACCACUGGUAUCUCUUCCAUCAUCUGGAAGCCGCGUUGUCUACUUUCCACAGGGUCACAGCGAACAGGUAGCUGCUACAACUAAUAAGGAAGUUGAUGGUCACAUACCCAAUUACCCAAGCCUACCACCACAAUUGAUUUGCCAGCUCCAUAACGUUACAAUGCAUGCAGAUGUGGAGACGGAUGAAGUCUAUGCUCAAAUGACACUUCAACCAUUGACACCGGAGGAGCAGAAGGAAACAUUUGUACCGAUAGAGUUGGGGAUACCGAGCAAGCAACCUAGCAAUUACUUCUGUAAGACUCUUACAGCUAGUGAUACUAGUACUCAUGGAGGGUUUUCUGUUCCUAGACGCGCUGCUGAGAAAGUUUUUCCUCCACUGGAUUACUCACUGCAGCCACCAGCGCAAGAACUGCUCGCAAGAGAUCUCCAUGAUGUUGAAUGGAAAUUUAGGCACAUCUUUCGUGGACAACCCAAACGGCAUCUCCUAACUACUGGGUGGAGUGUAUUUGUUAGUGCUAAGCGACUAGUAGCUGGAGAUUCUGUCAUUUUCAUCAGGAAUGAAAAGAAUCAACUCUUUUUGGGGAUUCGUAGAGCGACUCGUCCACAGACGAUUGUACCAUCAUCUGUUUUAUCUAGUGAUAGCAUGCAUAUUGGACUCCUGGCUGCUGCUGCACAUGCUUCUGCAACCAACAGUUGUUUUACUGUUUUCUUUCAUCCAAGGGCUAGCCAAUCUGAGUUUGUGAUACAACUUUCCAAGUACAUCAAAGCCGUUUUUCACACCCGUAUCUCAGUUGGGAUGCGCUUCCGCAUGCUCUUCGAGACCGAAGAGUCCAGUGUCCGCAGGUACAUGGGUACUAUAACUGGUAUCAGUGAUCUGGAUUCUGUUCGUUGGCCCAACUCUCAUUGGCGAUCUGUGAAGGUUGGUUGGGAUGAAUCGACCGCAGGGGAGAGACAGCCAAGGGUUUCUCUAUGGGAGAUUGAGCCUCUUACUACCUUCCCCAUGUAUCCUUCUCUGUUUCCUCUCAGGCUCAAACGUCCUUGGCAUGCUGGCACUUCAUCCUUACAUGGUAUCCAUCCACCAUUUGUCUCUUCUCCUAAACUUUUAGUAGCUAUUAACUUGAAAUCACUAUUGGUGUUUACAGAUGGAAGGGGUGAAUUAGGAAGUGGGCUACCAUGGCUGAGGGGAGGUGGUGGAGGAGAGCAGCAAGGUUUACUUCCUCUAAAUUAUCCAUCUGUUGGUUUGUUUCCAUGGAUGCAACAAAGGCUGGAUCUCGCUCAACUCGGGACUGAUAAUAAUCAGCAAUACCAAGCAAUGCUGGCCGCUGGAUUACAGAACAUGGGCGGUGGAGAUCCUCUCAGACAACAGUUUGUCCAGUUGCAAGAGCCUCCUCCUCACCACCAGUAUCUUCAACAAUCAGCUUCCCACAAUUCUGAUUUGAUGCUUCAACAGCAGCAGCAGCAACAGCAUCUGAUGCAUGCUCAAACUCAGAUUAUGAGUGAGAAUCUUCCUCAGCGACAAGAAGUUAGUAAGCAGCAACCAGGUGGUGGUGGUGGGCAGCAAUCGGUGGACCAAAAUGCAUAUCUUAAUGCUCUUAAAAUGCAAAACGGUCAACUUCAACAGUGGCAGCAGCACUCGGAUAUGCCUUCUCCUUCUUUCAUGAAAGCAGAUUUUACUGACAAAUUCCCAACAACAGCUACUCCGAUGCAACAAAACUCUGCCUCUCCUGGGUCUGGACAUGGCAGCAAUCUUUUGAACUUCUCUAUAACCGGUCAGUCUGUACUGCCUGAGCAGUUAAUGGGAGAGGGCUGGUCACCAAAAGCAUCCAACACUUUUUCUGAACCGUUGUCACUUCCACCACAAGCGUACGCUGGGAAAAGCCUUGCUCUAGAACCUGCAAGUGCCAACGUGAAUCCUUCUGUAUUCGGUGUUGAUCCUGGCUCUGGACUAUUCCUCCCAAGCACGGUUCCUCGUUUUGCUUCUUCUUCAUCAGGAGGAGAUGCGGAAGCUUACCCAAUGUCACUAGGGGAUUCAGGGUUUGAGAAUUCCUUAUACAACAGCUGCAUGCAAGACACAACUCAUGAGUUGUUGCAUGGAGUUGGACAGAUUAGCCCCUCCAACCAAACCAAGAACUUUGUAAAGGUUUAUAAAUCAGGUUCGGUAGGGCGAUCACUAGACAUCUCCCGAUUCAGCAGCUAUCAUGAGCUGCGAGAAGAGUUAGGGAAGAUGUUUGCUAUCGAAGGGUUGUUGGAAGACCCCCUUAGAUCAGGCUGGCAGCUUGUAUUCGUUGACAAGGAAAAUGAUAUUCUUCUCCUUGGCGAUGACCCCUGGGAGUCAUUUGUGAGUAACGUUUGGUACAUAAAGAUACUAUCGCCGGAAGAUGUGCAGGAAAUGGGGGAUCAUGGUGAAGGCAGUGGCGGGUCUCUCCCGCAAAACCCGACCCAGCUCUAAAACCUGCGACGUUUGAAGUCGCUUCAUUCCACUGAUCUUUAUAUGUUGUCAUUCGUCGCAUCUCUCUCUCUCUCCUUUUGACGUUGGUAGAAAGAAACAUAAUCAAUCAUAUCUGUGAGUAUGGGUCCUGAAACUUGAGGGCGUACUUUGUCUUGGCUUUGUAUUAGACACUCUGGUCACAAACAUAAGAACCUUUCUAGGCUCUCUACUUUUCUAGUAUCAUUGGUUCUAUUUGGGACGUUGAAGAUUCCUCUCCUAUUUUAGUUCUGGAAAACAUUUUUAGACA
Brassica rapa (field mustard) is the source of this 3052-nucleotide messenger RNA. It is a transcript of the gene ARF8-2, whose product is annotated as auxin response factor 8. Gene Ontology annotation, molecular function: DNA binding. The record is from RefSeq and is a predicted model, not a curated record. Gene Ontology annotation, biological process: regulation of DNA-templated transcription; response to hormone. NCBI's taxonomy places the organism in Eukaryota, Viridiplantae, Streptophyta, Magnoliopsida, Brassicales, Brassicaceae. Gene Ontology annotation, cellular component: nucleus.